AUGGCGCUGGCGCCGGGGGUAUGGGUCUUGGUGGCCUACGUCCUCCCGGGCGUGGUGGACGCACUCUACCACGAGAGGCUCAGCACCGCCUUCGGCGCCGACGCGCAGUGCCGGGCCCUGACUCCCGACGGGGACCACUACAUCGAGCAGAUCUCCCUCGCCUGCGCCGACCUGCUGGACAUCCGAGCGCUGGCGGGGCCUGGUGCGGUGCCAGCGGGGAUCGCCCCCAAUCGGAUCUACAGGCUCCGCCGGGUGCCCACCCUUGCGGAGCGGGCUCAGUACUUCGCAGAUGGCGCCCUCCUCGCAGGCGUAGCGGUCGCCCCCGCCGCUCCGCCCGUUGUCGCUGCUGCUGGCGCCCCUCGCCCUGGAGCCGCGGCGGCCGCCUUCCAGCGGGCGUGGGUCGUGGCCGAGGAUGCGGCGGGCCCCCAGCGAGGCCAGGUGAUCGCGGACCUCGGCGGCGCCCCCAUGAUCGACGGAAACAUGGCGAUGGGGACGCUCCCGGCAGGCAAGGCGCUCGCCCAGCAGAUGGGCGAGGACGAGGUCAAGGUCUACGCCAACGACGACCUGCGCGGCGCCCCCGUCGCCCUCGACGAGAGCGGCAGCCGCAGACGGCCCUUCGCCGAGGCCGUCGACCUGCUCAACGACUCACCCCCGCAGGGGGGGCUCGACUUCGAGGGUGUGGCUUCGGUCGGUUGGGUGCUGCGACGCUGGCGGGAUGGCGGCAUCACUCCUCUCACCCGCCACGACACUUGGGUUCGCGUCUCCCACGUGCCGACGGGAGACAGGUCGAACCACGGACAUCACGUGCUGUGCGUGCUGUUGUUCGUCAUGCGGUGCGUAUACCAGCUCAACGCCGGCAGCUUGCAGACGGGGGAGCUCAUCGCCAUGCGCUUCCAGCUCUUCGAGGACGCGCACAGGGCCAGCCCGUCCGCCCCCGACUACUGGGCGGCCAACCACUACAUGGGCUGGCCCUACAGAGCAGGGGGAGACACAGUGGCUCCACGCCUCCACAGGUACGUCACGGACCAGGUCAAGGGCGAGGCGGAGGUCGCCAAGGAGCAGAGCACGGCCCGCGAGAAGCUGCGUCUCCGCCGCGGGGGUCGCGAGGGUGCAGGCAAGGGCAGGGAGGACCGCACCGUCAACCGGGCUGUCAGCGCCCUGAACGAGCUCUACCGGGCCCCGGAGGGCUCUGCGGGAUCUGCAUACGCCGCUCACAAUGAGGCUCAUCACCAGGAGCUCGUCGAUAUCACGAGACCAGGCUCCACGCCGCCAGACCUCCUCGACGUGAUCGACCCUGUCGGACAGGAGAUGCUAAAGGAUUGGAUGAACACCAUGUUGCUGGACCAGGACGAGUGGGGACGCGUGAUCGAGAGCUCGCCGCCCAUCGCCCCGUUCACGGGCGUGGAGCUGCGCAAGGGUCCCGAGCUCUACCGGGGCUCUAUCGGGGACCUGCACGCAGCGGGGCUCCUCUCCUUCACCGCGGAGCCGAAGGACUGGGUGGCCCCCUUUUUCGUCGGCGAGAAGUCUGGCAGGUUGAGGCUGGUGCUCGACUCUCGGGUGCCCGACAGGCGCUUCCGCAAAUGUCCAGCGCUGGCUAUGGGCUCAGGGGUUGCCGUCGGCAUGGCCCCAUCCGCCCUGCUCGCCGACCACGGCCCCGUCCCCGACAUCUCGGAGGGCAGGCCCGCCGUGCUCGCCUACUGUGACAACGUUGGCGUCGGCUCGACCUCCCGCGAGAACGCCGACUCGCUGCGGGCCAAGAUUGAGGCGCAGCUGGUGGCCGACGGCUUCGAGGUUCACGAGGUCACCGUGGCCUCCACUUCAGCUGUCUUGCUCGGCAGGGAGAUCGACGGGGGCGCGGGGGCGGUGCAGCUUACUGGGCGUCGGCGGCCUCGGCUGGAGGCCGCGCUCAGGUGGUUCGAGCGCCGCCCCAGGGUGUCGCCGCGGCAGGUGGGGAUCAUCAUCGGGCACUGCAUCGACGCGGCCACGCUGAACCCCUGCUUCAUGUCGGUGUUCUGCAGGUGUUACGAGUUCGUCGCUACCCCCGUGGACAUGCCUGGGAGGCUCAGGGCAGCGGCAGCCUGGGAGUUCUCGGUCUUCCGGAGGCCGCUUUUCGCCUGCGCGGCGGACGUGGGGCGGCCGUGCUGCAGCACCGCGGGCAUGUGCGACUCCAGCCUGACAGGGGCUGCCGUCGCCACCGCCGAGCUGCCUGCCGACGUUGUGAGGGGCAUCGGGCGCCCUGGCGCCUACCAGGGCUCGGCGGCGCGCCCGCCGCGGCGCAGGCGCCUGGCCCCCGCCCCGUCGAGGCCUUUCGGGGGAGCCACUCGGGAGGAGCGCAGGGCGAACAAGAUUGCCCGAUCGCCUCCGGGGAGCUCCGACCCGAUCGACAUGACGCUUCUCGAGGCCAGCUCGAUCAGCAAGGCGACUCAAGCGGGCUACGACAGGAGGCUGAGCGAGUUCCAGACCUUCGUGACGGAGAAGUCGCUCUGGCUGUCCUCCCCGAAUGCUGCGGCGCCCGAACCGUUGAUGGACCGCGGCGGCGCGGGCGAUGGCGAGGCCCUCGUGGCGGGCGAGCGGCCGCCGCUCUCGCAGGGCCCCACCUGCGCGGCCGCGUCGCUGGCGGUGCUGUCCGCGUGCCUGGGCGCCGCGCUCUGGGCCCUCGCGGCCGCGGCGGUGUCCGCGCCCGCGGGGUCUCCGGGAGGCGGGCGUACCCUCGCCGUGGGCGAGCAGCGCCCGUGCCCGGGCGUGCCCUCUGGCGAGCAGCAGUUGGGGGGUGAGCUGCUGGGGGCCGUGUGCUCGCACCUGGGCGCCAAGAGGCGGUUCCUUGUCUUCGGCAACGGCCACGACUCGUCCAUGUGGCUGCACUCCAACCCAGAGGGCACGGUGCGAUUCAUCGAGGACAGGAAGGAGUGGAUCGACAUCCAGUCCGAGGAUGUCCAGGACGUAAGCACGCUGGUCAACUACACGUCCUCCCUUCAGACCGCAGUGGAGGGUUCGGACGACGAGGACGGGCUCAGAGAGUUCUACGAGAAGGAGCUUCCCGACGACGUCAAGGCCGAGCAGUGGGAUGUCAUUCUGGUCGAUGGGCCGGCCGAGUCUGGCAGCGGUGACCCGGGCCUUGGGCAGAGCAUUUACGCUGCCAGCUUGUUGGCCAAGCCCAGCGCCCAUGUCUACGUGAACAACUGCGACCGGCAGGCCGAGUUCCUCUACAUUCGCAGGUGGUUCGAGCAGACGGGCUGGCAGAACACGCUGCACGGAGACAAUGGUAACGGAGCCCGCCCGGCCGUGGGGCCGAAGCCCGCGGUAGACGCCGCGGAGCCGCGGGGCUCUGCGAUGGCGAUGCCGCGCGUGCAGUGGGAGUCGGUCCCGUGGGGCGCCGGGGCGCUCGGCACCGCCACGCCCGGCACCUCUGCCGUCCUCGCCGACCGAGGAGGCGGAGCUCUGGCGUCGCGGAAGACACCGUCACGGCAGCUUCGGCGCCGCUGCGGACCCCGCGUCGGGCGAGGUGCUGGCGGCGCUGCAAGGCCUCGAGGAACGCCUGAUGGAGGAGAUCCAGUCCGCCAGGACGGCCUUCCGCAGGGAGCUGCAGGCCGAGGCCGACGCCCUCCGGGGCCUCUGUGGGGGCGCGGCGGCGGCGGCGCGGGCGGAGGGCCGGGGCGCGGCCGAGGCGGUGCGGGCGCAGCUGGAGGCGGAGCUGCAGCUCCUGCGCGCCGCGCAGGCGAGGCACGUGCGGGAGGUCGAGGCGCUGCGAGAGCGGUGCGGGAGUUCCGAGGCCGCCAGUGCGCAGGUCGCGGGGGACGUGGCCUCCCUGAAGGGCCAGCUGCUAGACACCGCCAGGCUGGCCGGCAGGCAGUGGGCCGAGCUGGGCGCGGAGCUCCGGGCGCUGGAGCACGCGGCGAGCGCGGAGCUGCAGGCGCGGGCCGCGCGUGAUAGAAGAGCGGUCCUUCGCCGGAGGGCUUCGGGGGGAACGCUACCCCUUGCACGCGGAUCGCGCGUCGCCCCGCUCUGCGGGGCGCCAGGCUGGGAAAGGCUCGGGACGUUGCCGCUCGGCCACGAGGGCGUGGCCAGCGUGUCGCGCCGAAGCGUGGUGGGCGGGAACUGGCCGCGCGACGCGCUCUGCCGAAGUUCCCGACCGUUCCAGCAGUACGACGCUGACGGGUUCCCCACGGCUGCGUGCCACUGGUACAUACUUUGCGCCCCAGCCUUGCUCAGGAGGAGAGGCUGCACGAGGACGCGGAGGCCCUCGAGGGCCAGCUGCGGAGGAUAAAGACCAGGGUGGAUGCCCUGCAGGGGCAGCAGGGCUCCUUCAUGUCCCAGUACAGCCGCGACGCCGAGCGCCUCCGGGGGCUGGUCGAGAGGAUGGUGGACCAGCUCGGGAGGGACUUGGACCGGCUGGCCGCAGACGUGGAGGACAAGCUGGCCCUCGCGGAGGAGAGGAUCGCCCAGCUCGAGCAGACGCGCUGAGGAGGCGGGAGGAGGGGGGGGGCAGUGCCGCGAGGGCGCGCGCGGGGACCGCACCGCGGCCGCUUCGCGUUCGAGAGCGCAGACAGAGGCCCUCC
Prorocentrum cordatum is the source of this 4556-nucleotide messenger RNA. The record is from the annotation of a GenBank genome assembly. NCBI's taxonomy places the organism in Eukaryota, Dinophyceae, Prorocentrales, Prorocentraceae.